This is a messenger RNA of Sesamum indicum (sesame), 1800 nucleotides long. RefSeq names its product trans-cinnamate 4-monooxygenase. The record is from RefSeq and is a predicted model, not a curated record. Gene Ontology annotation, molecular function: iron ion binding; heme binding; trans-cinnamate 4-monooxygenase activity. Gene Ontology annotation, biological process: lignin metabolic process. Lineage: Eukaryota; Viridiplantae; Streptophyta; Magnoliopsida; Lamiales; Pedaliaceae.
CAUUCGCCAGCUUAUCAAAACACCUCCAUAAUUUCUUGAUUUUCUCAACCACCGUACCCUUCGCCUUUCCCGUUUGAGUGGCCCAACUGAACAUGGAUCUUCUCUUCCUCGAGAAGACCCUUCUCGGUCUCUUCUUGGCCAUCGUUGUAGCCACGGUUGUGUCUAAGCUGCGAGGAAAGAAAUUCAAGCUCCCUCCCGGGCCCAUUCCGGUUCCGAUAUUCGGGAACUGGCUCCAAGUCGGGGAUGACUUGAACCACCGCAAUCUCAGUGACUACGCCAAGAAAUUCGGCGACAUUUUGUUGCUGCGGAUGGGGCAGCGCAACCUCGUUGUCGUAUCGUCGCCGGACCUCGCGAAGGAAGUGCUCCACACGCAGGGAGUGGAGUUUGGGUCCCGUACCCGGAACGUCGUGUUCGACAUUUUCACCGGGAAGGGGCAGGACAUGGUGUUCACGGUGUACGGUGAGCACUGGCGGAAGAUGCGCCGGAUCAUGACGGUGCCCUUUUUCACCAACAAGGUAGUGCAGCAGUACCGCCAGGGGUGGGAGGCGGAGGUCGCAGCUGUGGUGGCGGAUGUGAAGAAGAAUCCAGAGUCGGCGACCAAUGGGAUUGUGCUGAGGAGGAGGUUGCAGCUGAUGAUGUACAAUAAUAUGUACAGAAUCAUGUUUGAUAGAAGGUUUGAGAGUGAGGAUGAUCCCUUGUUUGUUAAGCUCAAGGCCUUGAAUGGGGAGAGGAGCAGAUUGGCGCAGAGCUUUGAGUACAACUAUGGUGAUUUCAUACCCAUUUUGAGGCCUUUCUUGAAAGGGUAUCUCAAGAUGUGCAAGGAGGUUAAGGAUAUGAGAUUACAGCUGUUCAAGGACUAUUUCGUUGAUGAGAGAAAAAAGCUCGCAAGCACAAAAGCAUUGGACAAUGAUGGCCUGAAAUGUGCCAUUGAUCACAUUCUUGAAGCCCAGCAGAAGGGAGAGAUCAAUGAGGACAAUGCCCUUUACAUUGUCGAGAACAUCAACGUUGCUGCAAUUGAAACAACACUUUGGUCAAUCGAGUGGGGUAUUGCUGAACUAGUGAACCAUCCGGAGAUCCAGAAGAAGCUUCGAGAUGAGAUCGACACUGUGCUUGGCCCAGGAGUGCCCGUGACUGAACCCGACACCCAUAAGCUCCCAUACCUUCAGGCAGUGAUCAAGGAGACACUCCGCCUCAGAAUGGCGAUUCCCCUCCUGGUGCCCCACAUGAACCUCCACGACGCCAAGCUAGGGGGCUACGACAUUCCAGCAGAGAGCAAGAUCUUGGUCAAUGCUUGGUGGUUGGCCAACAACCCUGCCCACUGGAAGAACCCCGAUGAGUUCAGGCCCGAGAGGUUCUUGGAGGAGGAGUCCAAGGUUGAGGCCAACGGCAACGACUUCCGGUAUCUGCCAUUCGGUGUUGGCAGGAGGAGCUGCCCCGGAAUCAUUCUUGCGUUGCCUAUUCUUGGAAUCACUCUGGGAGGGCUGGUGCAGAACUUUGAGUUGCUGCCUCCUCCAGGGCAGUCGAAGCUCGACACGACCGAGAAGGGCGGGCAGUUCAGUCUGCACAUUUUGAAGCACUCCACCAUUGUGAUGAAGCCCAGAUCCUUCUGAAAUUCCAUAUAUUAGCCACAAAGUAAUGGGUGAUUCAAAUGUAUUUGCGUAUGUGAUUGGGUCUUAGGAUUUUAUCUUUCGCUGUAUAUCUAUUGCUCAUGAAGAAUGUAUAUCUAUUGCUCAUGAAGAAUGAAAAUUGGAGCGGGUUGUUCGAACUAUAAAAACAAGAGAUUCAGUCCUCCUGUCAUUA